AUGCUACGUUUCUUUGAGUCAGAGGUGGAUUCAUGGUGGUCGAUGGCCGCCACCCCUCCACCGCAGCCGUGCCAUUACGUCGAAUUACCCGUUGACCCGAGGCUUCAAGUUAGAGUUGAUCAUUAUAGUGAAAGCGGUACGGCGCCACCCAUGAAUAUAGCACCUGCAGCGUGCAGACUCGUCCCUUCGGCUCUUACGACGGCGGAUCUUGUCAAGGGACGGUGGUCUCCGGCGACGGUGGUGAGCAAUGGGUCGAGCUUGUCAAGCCCGAAUAGUUCAUCUUCAGUUGACUCUAUGAAUAGCUAUGGUGGCUGUGGCAUCAUCUCUUGGCAGAGUAGCAAUGCUUUCAGCAUAGAAUCUGCAAUAGAUCCAUAUAUUGCACCAUUUAAAGUGGAUAGGAGCUCUUCAAUUGCUAUGGAUAGUGGGAGAAGAAACCAGCAUGAGGUUGUGGUGGAUUUGAGGCAACAUAGAAGGAAAUUAGAUGAAAACAAGAACAUAGAAGCUGUAAUAAGAGAUUCUAAGAGGCAGAAGACUGGUGUUCAAGAAGGAAAUCUCCAUUGUUUUACUUCAUUUGAAUCAACUUCUUCUUCACCAUCAAUGAUGAUGACAGCAGAACAAAAUCUGAAAGCACCAUUGAAGAGGAGCCAGAAGCUCGGGGAUAAGAUAACUGCUCUACAGCAGCUAGUUUCUCCAUUUGGCAAGGCUGAUACAGCUUCGGUUCUUCAUGAGGCUGCAGUUUAUAUCAAAGCACUGCAUGAACAGGUUAAGUUGCUGAGCAAACCUUACGUUGAAUCGAUCUCUGCUACCGAAGGAAUUCAGGAAAUGAAAAAUGGAGCUGACAAUUGCCAUUACAGAUCAUCCAGCUUGAGAAGAGAAGGGCUUUGCAUGGUUCCAAUCUCUCCGUCUGUCAUAAACUUGGCAAAUCAAGAACUGUUGGAUAGUCACAUGACAGCGAGUUUACUUCGAUGAAGCACAGUAAAACAAUUGAUCAGAUAGAUUUAUGAGGGAUUUUUUUCUAAUGGCUCUCAUGUACUAAAUGUUAAUUUUACCUUGUAGACUUAGAGUAGGUUAUCCUUGUCA
Messenger RNA from Dendrobium catenatum, 1080 nucleotides. Its product is annotated as transcription factor bHLH112-like. NCBI's taxonomy places the organism in Eukaryota, Viridiplantae, Streptophyta, Magnoliopsida, Asparagales, Orchidaceae. Gene Ontology annotation, molecular function: RNA polymerase II cis-regulatory region sequence-specific DNA binding; DNA-binding transcription factor activity, RNA polymerase II-specific; protein dimerization activity. Gene Ontology annotation, cellular component: nucleus. Gene Ontology annotation, biological process: regulation of transcription by RNA polymerase II. The transcript has 8 exons. The coding region runs from base 1 to 969 and encodes 322 amino acids. The record is from RefSeq and is a predicted model, not a curated record.